Molecule: messenger RNA, 9099 nt
Organism: Stereum hirsutum FP-91666 SS1
Lineage: Eukaryota; Fungi; Basidiomycota; Agaricomycetes; Russulales; Stereaceae
Exons: 15
Coding region: 1-9099 (3032 amino acids)
Source: RefSeq, a predicted model, not a curated record
AUGUUCACUCCAAGCCGCGAUGACUUGCUUUAUAUUCUCAAUCAUGUUUUUCUUCCACCCAAGCUGCCGCAGGAGGACGAAGGCGACGAUGCCAGAGAUAUCCAUAAUAUCGCGCUCGCGUCUCUGGUCCAUGAAGCGGCCGUAGAUUUUUUGUCGCUUGUCUCCGCAGAGUACACCGAGCGAUGGUCUGCGAUCAUCAAAAUGCUUGAACUAUUCAAGCGUUACACUGAGGCGCUUAACCAAGAUGAUGUUACAGCCGAUAUGAUGGGAAUGGUUCAGGGAGAUACCUUGGUAAUGCACAUCCGCGCUCAGAAUGCGGGUUUGAUCAUCCGAAAGCUGGAAGAUGUAGCCCGCUUCGAGGUAUUCGAGGUAUCUCCACCUCCGGAGGCCGUCAUGAAGACUACGGGAAAGCUUAUCCGCUCCUACCCUGGUCCCGCCGUCGAUGUUCCGCUCGAUGUGGCCACCGAGCCGUUAUUUCUCAAGAAUCUUGCUUCCUUUCUCGUCCAAAUGGACGUCGACCAGCUAGAUUCACUUCCCACGACGAAGAAGGCGGGCUCUUUCGUUACCGAGGAACGCAGUACGGCGCAUCCGCGCUAUAUUUCUGAGCUCUUGAUGGGGAUUCUGCUUGGAUUAGGCGAAGAAGCCGAAGUCUCUCGUAUCACGAAACGUAUCGCAGACGAUGUUCUGUGGCAAAAUGCCUUCAAGCCAUGGCGUAGGUCGCCCCUGUGGCUCGUUAUUCGUGUUGCCUUGCAGACGUCGGUCCCUGUGGCCAAUCUAUAUAAAGAAUUCAUGAUCUCGUUACAGACCAAGCUGUUAUGGUUGUUCUAUCGCGACGGUCUUACCACCGCCCUACUAUUCUCCGCCAGAGCUAAGGUGGCAUAUCGGGUGCACAAACUAGGCUCUUCUGCGCCAGAUACUUUGUUACAAGGGGUCGAGAAUGUUGUAGAUGCCCUUGAAGAACUCAUGAGAGCUCGGUGGCGAACUGAACAGGGAAAACACAAUAACCUUCUCUCAUCACCUAUACCUUGGCCGCGCUUUUCUGCCGACACGAACAUCUCGCUGCUUAAUUCUCGCCGCUACCUCACGGAUGUGCUUUCGCGUAAUGGUGCCCAGGACGGUAUACCAUUCGUCUUCCAUCCAACUGAAGCUCCACGUCUUCAUGACAUCCCUGGGGGACAGUCAUUCACUCCAAGUGCACUCCAGGAAGCUAUCGCAAACGAUUGUGUUCUAGCAUUAUUAGACUUCGAGCAACUCGUACAAACCAAAUUGGACGCUUGGUCCUUGUCGUCUCACGAUCCUGUCGCUACCUGCGAAACACUGAGCAGCUGUCUUGCGAUAUAUGCCUACCAUGCAGCGGGGCUAUAUCAUUCUAAACCCGAAGACCUAUCUAUCAUGUUUCUGACUAUAAUGGACUUAUGGGUUGCAAUCGACAAGCAAUCCCUCGAGAAUAUCCCUUUACUUGCCGAAUACUCGCCCGAGAUCCCUGCCGACGCUCUGAACCCAAUUCUUCUCCGGCAGGCAGCCUUGAUUGAACGGGCUGGCCAUAUUGAACGAUAUCUGCGGGCUCGCCACAGAAAUGCCAAAGGGUUUAUGUCGAUUUUCUCUGAUCAAAUGUCAGAAGAUGCGUUUCCUGUUCGUUUCUUUGACCAAUCAAGCCUACAUCAGAACCUAAAAGCCUCUAUCGUGAAUGACGCUACGCUAGCACGCGAGGCUAAGAAUCGAGACCUUGAAAUUGCGAAUGAAGUGGCACGGGAUAACUUACAGAGGGCUCGCGAAAUGACACAUAGUCACACGGGCAAGAAAAAACAACCUAUGGACUGUCUUCGCUGUGAGCUUGAGACCGUGAUGCGUAUCAGUGUACAUGAGUGGCCGCUUCCGGAAAAUGAGCCCGACGCUAAGCGAGUAGUGUUCGAGUUGUCUUGUCCGACGGUCUUUGCGAUCUGGAGACACUGGACUUACGCUAUCAUUCGCGAUUUUGGCAGGGUACAUGUUCCACAGUCAGCUGCGGUCGUUUAUCUGACACUGCAGCAAUAUAGUGCUCUUCAGAAACAUCAGGCUCCGAUCCCUCCCUCCAACUCUGCCUUCCGCUUGACUUUGGCAUCCGAGACAAAAUCCUUCCUGCAGGCUCAUUACAAGACUUGCACACUUCCCGCGGACGAGUCCAAGGUUUGUGUCAAAAAUGGCUUGCGUUUCCGCCUUUAUGACAUGACAGGCAAGGAGUGGGCCUGUGCACCCUUCACGGAUUUUGAUGUUUCCUGCUUUUGUACAUUGCUUCUCCCAUACACUGGUCCUUAUCGCACUCUUCAAUACGCGGUCGCUGGAACGGACCAUACCGCGAACCAGAUCAUCUCUAGUCAAGAUGACUGUCCCAUUGAUCUCAAUAUCCACGAGUACAUAUCAUUCCUUGGUCUACGGAGUGGACCGCUAUUGCAAUGGCUCAACAUUGUGCGGGAGAUUCGCACACAGAAUCUCUCCUUCCACCGAAUGGAGGUCCAUAUUUUACUCAUGCAAGCUGCAUGUCAGCUGGGUCCACUUUCUGAGGAUGCCUGUGAGAGAAGCUGGCAUGCGGAGCUUGCUGUGCCUGCCUUCGGAUCACUUCUUGUCCAAGAAAUCAGACAUUUGAUGGAGCACGCCAAGGUUGGUUGGAGUGAGAUACACACGAUUCGAACCGCUGGCUUUUGGCUUCCAAUAGAGAUGACACUGUCUGUAGAGCAGUCACGGAGCAUGACCUUACAGUGGCUACAUGAACUUGGUAGUAGACUUCACUCAACAGUGGACGACCAUGAGGUACAAGAGCUUCGCAUUCGACUAUGCGAAAUCUCAAUGACAUGCAGGGCUACAUUCGACGUCGAUCCACAGCGCGAUUUUCUUCACAUAUUAUCCUCUCCAGAGGAUAUUUCUGCUAUCCUGAUUUGCUCUGUUGAACUCAACAUGCACCUUACAUAUGGCUUUGAUCAGAGCUCACCCGAGCUCGGAAGGAUGCUUAGGCUUGAUCACCGCUUGGCGCAUAGUCUCGAACCAUUCAUAACCCGUCUUAUCCGCAAUGACUCCAGAGGCCUUGAUAUGACUCUGAAAUCCAUCUGGUCUGCAUAUCGACCUGGACUCGGGCAAUGGCACCAGCUACUGUAUCCAAACUCCCGCUGGUUUGGACUGAGGACAAUCAGUUCAGACUCUCAUUCCUUCCCUGAUGUCAAAUUCAAUUUGAUUACGGGAGUUUUCCUUAUGAAUGGACGGCCCCUUGGAAGACUCCCGAAAGAGAUCACAUCACAUCCUGAUUAUAUUCGACUAUUUGGAUCGAGGGUGUUAGACAUCAUUCCGACAAGUACGGCAGGGAUGCAGUUCUCAACACGGCAUUACACUCAUGGCUAUCAGAUAUUUUUCUCCAUCCAUACACCGACUGGUGUGCUCAAGAUUCAUGCGCAGUCAAUCACAGGCGAUAUAUUUGCCAUCCUGCCUCACAGCAUAUUCUACGGUGAUUUUCCGACACUUCUUGUGUCGGAAUAUGUGCAUUGGCUUCACCUGUCAACCGGAGUGGUCGAGUUCCGUCCCUUAGCCAGUAUCUGGGAUUCGACGUCGGCAAUUUGGCGUCUGGAAUUUUCUCAAUGCCGGUCGACGAUGAUCUUGACCACUGGGUCUUUGCGGGCAUACCUCGUCGAUGCCAACACACAGACAUUCAGCACAAUCGCGGAGAUAUUUUCACGCCUCGAGAACUCCAAGUUCAUCAAUAUUACCUUCCGACCAGAUCACGAUCAUCAGGAAUCUGGAAUAGUGGUAGAUCUCCCAAGGCUUCGACUGUCAUUUGCAUUGAGUAGCGAUGGUGACUUCGAGUCAUUGAAUCUGCCCGGCAUGAUUGUUGAUAGCAAUCAGUCUUUGGGCACACUGAUUGGGCUUCGAAACCAGCUUAUUCUUCGGGAGAAAGACCCAUAUGCCGCUUUGUUGCCACGAUCGCGACGCGUACUGAUACCUCAUGGUGACAUCAAGACGAGCUUGACUCCCAACGGAAACCACGUCAGCGUCGAGAUUGACACCUGUACCACCUUCGAGAGACGAGUUCGUUGGUACGAGUACCGAAUUGACUCAGAGAUUGGCUGCCUUGUGGGCAAUGUUGAAUUGACUAGCCGACUUUACAAAGUCUAUCUCCAUGCUCACCCGCUCCCAGACCCGCUGACUGGUCAGACCGGCACUGAAUGUGCUCUCAAUGAACUGAAAUCCGCUGCCUGCUUAUCUUUCCAGCAGCUCCGGCGGUUGGAUAUUGAUUUACUACUCAAAAUCCGAUCACUCACUCCGUCUAGGUCCUUUUAUCCCACUGGGAUGCGUGUCAUGCAGAGCGUUCAUUGGUCGUCAGAUAUCCCUUUCUUGUCUCAACACACUUCAUUUCGUUCUACCUCUCAAGGCAUCCUCGAUUUUGCACGAUCUCUGCAUAGUCUAUUUCCUGAGUAUUCCGCUGGUGCCGGGUGGUUCGAAAGUGGCAACACAUAUGCAAUCACUCAAGAAUCUGUUUUCCUUGAGCAGCGUGCGUCACGUCGAGCACUCCUGAAAGAGUUCUCAUUGAACGAAAUAGAUGACGUGCAAUAUGUCUCUCGAGACUAUCCUAGCCCAUCCGAGGACUUCAUUGCUGCUGUCACGGCAGCAAGGCAGAUUCAGCUUUAUUCCGAGGGAUCAUACCAAGAUGCCGAGUAUAGUGGAAUACUUCCAUUUUUCGAACGGUGCCAUGCUAUGUCUGGUUCUGGGCGCCCUAUUUCAUUAACUUACACUGCAGUGUGGAUAAACCCAGCCCUCGAAUCCUUGUGGAUAGGCCUCUACAAUAGCCUCCGGAAUUCCACCAGUGUUCAGUCAAUCAAGUGCCACCUUUUGUUCUCACUCUCGGCCAUGGCUUUUUCGUCUGAAGACAAUCGCAAGCUGAUUCCUGCGCUGCUUGCCUUUGCUUCUGCGCCCAUAUUUCGUCGCAUACAUCCUCCAUACCACGAAAAGUACAACCUAAAGAGAGGCUUCGAACCAACUCAUGAUCAGCUUCGUACGCUGAUUCUUUCGAAAUUUAAUACUUUUGAGCAUAGCCCUGCGAAGAACGUUGAAGUACAAUCCGGUAUCAAGAAGAAGAAGGUGAUUCGACGUGCACAGCAGGAGUAUUAUGACAACCAGCGACGCCUCCGUGCUGACAUGGCGAUUGAGGAUUUACUGGAACAAUGGCAUGUACCGAACCUUCAUCUCCGUUCUCUUUUGAAGACGCAGAAUGGCUUUCCACAUCUGAAACAAUGCUCCUUCUCCGUGAUUUCUUUGAGAGAAUUUAUCAUGGACAUUCCGCUAAAGGUCUAUUCAUCUGUCUACAAAUCGACGCUCUCUCGAAUAUGGAGUUUGUCUCCUGCUGAGCAUCCUGGUAAUACUGACGAGACAACCUCCGUGAAGACACUCGGGUCAGAGUUUAUAGACAAUGAAAGGCAGCCAAUUUUUCGGCUCUAUGGAGAGCGUUUAGAGAGCAGCAGACAGGCAUUGAGGAACCUACAACACCCUGUCCGUCGCAUCAAUGGCAUUAAUGAGCCAUUGAAAAAAUUCUUUCAUUAUAUACACGACGAGUGCUUUAACACUGUGAGAGAACUCUCUAAAGAGAUAGUACUGCGGCUGUCUCCUACUUCUACAACGGAGAGAAUACUUUGCACGGCAGGAUUCUGGCCACGUCUGCAUCCAGGCAUCAUAUUACGUUGCUUGGCCACCACGUCAGAGUGCACCCUCGAUCCGAAAUGGAGCGAGCUUUUAUCCUACCUAGCACGAUCUGUCAUAUAUUACCAGCACUCAUGUCGACUACUGGCCCUUGCUCAGGAGCCAAAUCCCGAGGGUUUGUCCAUGGAAUUAGAGAACUGUUGCUUUGUUCAGGAAGACAACGUCAAUUCUGAUCCCGACUGGUUGUUGAUACAGUUGGACGGCAGCUUUGUGGCUCGCCCAGUUCAAAUGCGAAUUUCCCGCGAGAUGAUAUCUCCGUCAUCCAAAUCCAGCACGGUUCUACAAUUCAACAUGGGUGAAGGGAAGUCAUCCGUGAUAGUCCCGCUUGCAGCCACAACCCUCGCAGAUUCCAAGAAACUUGUCCGCGUGGUUGUGUUGAAAUCUCUCGCAGGACAGAUGUUUCAAACCAUGGUUGGUCGGAUGUCCGGGCUUGCCAAUCGUCGCAUUUUUUACUUGCCAUUCUCAAGACGCACCCCUCUUUCGGAACGCAAUGCAACACUUAUUCGUGAUCUACUACAGCAAUGCGCAUGCACUCAAGGAGUCCUCGUGGUUCAACCAGAGCAUAUCCUCUCUUUUCGACUGAUGUGCAUGGACCAAAUCCUCAAUCGGUCUUGGUCCUCUCCGGGUCUUAUUCAAAUAUUACAAGACACGCAAACAUGGCUUAAAGCACAUUCUCGGGACAUGUUGGACGAGAGUGACGAGCUCCUUCACGUCCGAUACCAACUCAUCUACACAUCUGGCCAGCAACAACCACUUGAUGAUAGCCCCGAUCGCUGGAUUACAAUUGCACAAGUGUUUGAGCGAGUCCGAAGAUGUUCGAAGGCCCUCCAUUCCCGAUUCCCAAAUGAAGUCCAACUGUCAUCGACUGUCGAAGGAUCUUUUCCUUCAACCAGAAUCACCGGUAGAUCAGCAUUCGAGGCUUGCGCCACAUGUAUCGCGAAUGACGCAUUGGAUGGAUUACUCGACAACAUCAUUCUUCCAGGGAUGAGCACCAACCCAAGUAUUCGCUCUGCUGCGUUUCGAUUCCUCACAAUAUUUGACCUAUCUGAAACGGAAUGGACUGUCAUCCAGCAACAGUUCGGCGGCUCGGUAUCCUGGAAAGGACUCUUACUCUUGCGCGGUUUACUGGCUCAUGGAAUCCUCGAGCAUAUAUUGCGGCUACGUUGGAGAGUUGAUUAUGGUCCCGACUACAGUCGUUCAAUUAUGGCGGUACCAUACAAGGCAAAGGACGUACCAAGCCAGAGGGCCGAGUUUGGCCACCCGGACGUAGCAUUGGGGUUGACUUGCUUGAGCUAUUAUCAUGGGGGUCUAAGCCAGGAACAGCUUUCGGAGUCCAUUGAGCUCCUGCUUGCACUCGACAACCCAGCUGCAGAAUAUGCGAAGUGGGUUCGACAGAGAGGAUAUAACAGAACUCCAGUCGAAUUUCGGCAUCACAAGGCUGUCAAUUCACAGGAUAUGCGGCGGUUCAGGGAUUCUAUCGUUCCUCUCUUUGAAAGAAAUCAAGCGACAAUUAAUUUCUUCUUGAACAAGGUUGUCUUUCCCAAACAAGGGAAGGAAUAUUCGCACAAGCUUGGUGUUUCAGCCUGGGAUCUCGCAGAGGAAAAAGUCCAUGUCACCACCGGCUUCAGCGGAACAAGCGAUAGUAGCUACCUCCUGCCCACGUCCAUCACCCAGAGAGACCCUGUGGAACAGGUCGGGACGAAUGCGCAGGUCCUUUCCUAUGUUCUACGACACGAGAACGAGCACUACAUCUGUAUUAGUGACGAGAAUCGUCAACCGCUGGCCGCAUCUGCUUUCUUGGAGGUUCUUGUAUAUAGACAAUCUACUCCCACGGAGGAUAUGUUGGAGCUCAGGAACGAGCAGCUCAUUCGGCAAUGGCUCACUUUGAGACCUGACAUCGCUGCAGGAGUCUUCUUUGACGAUUCAGACCAGUUGGCAGUACUUAGUCAAGACGGAACAGUCGAGUCAUUGCUCUCUUCGCCAUUUUCACAGCAGCUGCACUUGUGUCUCGUAUAUCUCGACGACGCUCAUACAAGAGGAACGGACCUGAAACUACCAUCCCAUUUCCGUGCAGCGACAACCUUAGGCCCCAAAGUGACCAAAGACCGAUUAGUGCAAGGGUGUAUGAGAAUGCGUAAGCUCGGUCAUGGACAAUCGGUCAUGUUUUGCGCUCCUCCGGAGGUCGACAGACGCAUCAGAGAGGUCAGCGGACUUCAUCAAUCCCAACCGGUCAAGAUCAUCGACGUCCUCCGAUGGGCAAUACUCGAGACCUGUGAAGACAUUCUUCAUCAUAUGCCUCAUUGGGCACGACAGGGAAUGGACCACUACGAUCGAAAGCGCGCAGAAUCAAUGUACCUCACACAGGAGGGCGAUCUCAAUCACCUACGAUCAAGUUGGGCACAGCCUGAGGCACGAGCGCUAGAGGAACUCUAUGGGCAAGAUGCAACGACCUCCACCAAGCAUCACGACAUAUCCGAUUUCCCUGCUCUGUCGGAGAGACUACAGCUUCUCUCCGUAGUUCCGGCCAGAACCAACCAUGCAGAUGAAGAACGUGAGCAUGAAAGAGAAGUAGAGAUGGUCCAGGAAAUAGAGAGGGAACAACUGGUGGAAAGGCCAGGAGGGCUGCAACCUGCGACACAUUUCCUGAUUGACGACGUUCGACUGCUCGUCCAAACAGGGACUAUGCCUACGAAUUCUCAAGCAUUCCUCCCCAUCAUGUCAACCGUGCGAUCAACCACGACAUCCGUAACGAUGGGCGCAUGGUCACCACAGCUCUGGGCAACUCAAGACUUCAUCGUGACUACGAGAGAGUCCAGGCAGCAGACUCCUAUGCUCUCCGAAUACCAACGUCCACUCAACUGGAUCCUCUCGUUUGGCCAUGGGGCGAAAGGCAAGGGUCGUCGCGGAAAGAAGCCAACAAUCGAAUUUGUGGCCUUGAGCCCUUACGAGGCAAACCUUCUCAUUCCUCUCAUUCGAUCGACCAAGUUCACACGCCUGCAUCUCUACGAGCCACGAGUAAUGGAGUCCAUGUCGCCAAUCGACAAUCUGUCCUUUUACUACGUCUGUGCAUCCUCGCUGCGUGGCCAAGAAUGGCAACCUCCCUCGCAAAACGUGCGGCAUCAACUCGCGUUGUGGUCGGGCCUCCAACCGGGACCAAGUGCAGGACCGGGGCGCGUGUUGAUGCCAAUGAACGACGACCGUUUCGUGCGUAAGGAGAAUCGGGUCGGGGAGAUGCGCAAGUUGUGUCUAUUCGAGGAGAGUCCGGUGCCGCUGUUGAAGGAGUUAUUCGCGUUACGACGGAAAGGGAUGAGUUUCUUGCCUACGCAUAUGGGCAGGAUCCUCCAUGGUCGCGUGUUGUCGGAAGAGGAUUUUAGUGAUCUGUAA